This is a messenger RNA of Acytostelium subglobosum LB1, 1257 nucleotides long. RefSeq lists its product as hypothetical. The transcript is spliced from 4 exons. The record is from RefSeq and is a predicted model, not a curated record. The coding region runs from base 1 to 1257 and encodes 418 amino acids. Gene Ontology annotation, molecular function: hydrolase activity. NCBI's taxonomy places the organism in Eukaryota, Evosea, Eumycetozoa, Acytosteliales, Acytosteliaceae.
AUGUGUCACUCAUCAUCCAGCUUGGAACAACAACAACAGUUCAUUGUUGGCUCAGGUGGUGCAUCACCAUUGGGCAACUACCAAUGUGAUUCAUCUAUUGCAUUGGUAAUGUCUGCCUUUCAAGCAAUGGUCCAUAUUGAACCCAACCCAGACUUCAUUAUAUUCACAGGUGACGACCCUCCCCAUGUAUCAACGAAUGAACUCAAUCGCACUCUAGUGCUCCAAUCAAUCCAGAAUGUGACCAACCUCAUCACAUCACAUUUCCCCAACAUUCCAAUCUAUCCUGCCAUUGGAAAACAUCAACUAUAUCCUGGACCCAAUGAUUGGUUGUUCAAUAAUGUCUCUGAUAUGUGGUCUGAUUUGCUCACAGACCAGGCUCAACAGACAUUUAAGACUGGUGGAUAUUAUACAGAGUUGGUCGCACCUGGUCAACGAAUCAUAUCACUCAAUACUGUAUUCUAUUAUACAUACGACGUUCAAUGUGUCAAUGAGACCGACCCCGGUGGUCAGAUGGCAUGGCUGGCAUCAACACUAUCCUCAGCUCAAUCAAACAAUGAGAAGGUCUGGAUCAUUGGACAUGUUCCACCAGGCCAGAAUGAAAAGUAUGAUACACCAAACUUCCAUGCACAGUUCAAUGAUGUGUUUCUUUCGACAUUCGCCAAGUACUCGGACGUGAUUGUUGGACACUUCUACGGCCACGAGCAUAGUGAUGCAUUCAGGCUGUAUUAUGACAGCCCUCAGGCAGACUUCCGAAGCCAACCACCCACUGGCGUAAUGUUUGUGGCGCCCAGUCUAACACCAUGGCUCAAUCCAUAUGUCCCUGCACUGCCAAACAACCCAUCACUACGCCUGUAUCACUACGACCCCGAUGCAUACCUUAUAACCGAUUAUGAUCAGUAUUGGUCAAAUUUGGAACAGGAUAUUGUUGAGGGCGCCAUCACUUGGGAGCUGGAAUACCGUGCCAGCGAGUUCUUUUCCACGCAGUCGGCAGGAUUGAACGCUCAAUCAAUGUACAAAGCAUUACAAGAGAUGACCAUCAAUGAUACCAUGCUGGAGAUGUACACACUUUACAACUCGGUGAGCUACGAGUCCGAUGAUGAAUGUGACUCUGUAUGUCGCGCAGUCAUGUUGUGUAGCAUUGCCGCGCCAUACACCGAACAGUAUGGAUUGUUCAAGCAACUCUUGCUGUUACUCUUGGCGAUUGAGUCUAUGAGGAGGUCGAAGAACUUGUCGAUGUUGGCUUCCACUGCAACGUAG